AUGCUUGCAAAACAAGCGUUAACUAUUGGUAUCAAUGCCUAUGUUCCAGCAAACAUGGCUUUAGAGUCUUGUAUACAUGAUGCAAAAGAUGUGUCGAAUGCUUUGGCUUUGUUAGGUUUUCAAGCGUAUUGUGUUACUGAUGUUAGUUUUAAAUCGAUGAAUUCUGUAAUUUAUCAAUUUGUCGAUGCCAUCCAACCAGAUUCUAUUGUUGUCUUCUAUUUCUCUGGUCAUGGUGUUCAAUAUGAUGGUAAAAAUUAUUUAAUUCCAAAAAAUGGCCUUGGCACUUGGACAGGUAACGUUACAUCGAGAACAAUUGAUGUUCAACAGCUUAUAUAUAGUAUGCAUGCAAAGCAACCCCGAGUUGUCAUAUGUAUCCUUGAUUGUUGCCGAACGAAUCCAUCGACAGAACGGUGGAAUGCAAAUUCCAUAUACAGGACAAUUUUCGGUGGAACCAAAUUAGGUUUUGCAUCGAUGCAAGUGCCACCAUCAACUAUCAUAGCUUAUGCUUGUGCAGCAGAUGCUAUGGCUUCAUCUAUGUCAAGGAAUGGUCGAAACAGCCUCUAUACUUAUCAUUUACUUCGUCGUAUCAAAAUACCAAAUAUCGAUAUUAAGACUAUUUUGAAAUUUGUUGGUAUAGAUGUUCAAAACGAGUCAGAUUAUAAUCAAAUACCUUUUCAAUAUAGUAGUUGUAAUGAAACGAUCUACCUUGGAAUGAAUGCACCGUACAAGAGACUGAUAUCACCCUAUCUUAUGCAAAAACGACCUAUUAUCCAAUCAAGACAUAGACGACAAUCAAAACCACUUCCUACUCAAUAUUCAACAUCGCAACUCAAACACUUCAAUAAACAAUUGUAUAGUCAAUAUGGCAUGCUGAUGAACCAUCAUCAUUCACUUCCAAAAUAUCAUCCAUCACCCUAUAAGACACGAGUUUCUUCGCAGUACGAUCAUCGGUUUCUUCAAAAUGUACGGCAUCAUUAA
This is a messenger RNA of Rotaria socialis, 978 nucleotides long. Lineage: Eukaryota; Metazoa; Rotifera; Eurotatoria; Philodinida; Philodinidae. The record is from the annotation of a GenBank genome assembly.